Physeter macrocephalus (sperm whale) is the source of this 6846-nucleotide messenger RNA. RefSeq names its product polycystin 1 like 3, transient receptor potential channel interacting (gene PKD1L3). Gene Ontology annotation, molecular function: calcium channel activity; protein binding. Gene Ontology annotation, biological process: detection of mechanical stimulus. NCBI's taxonomy places the organism in Eukaryota, Metazoa, Chordata, Mammalia, Artiodactyla, Physeteridae. Gene Ontology annotation, cellular component: membrane. The record is from RefSeq and is a predicted model, not a curated record.
CCAGGCAUUUUCAGUGCCCACAUUUAUUUGUAUUUGUGAUCUCAUUUUGGUGCCAAGAAAGAGAACUGGCUAAAAUACGUAGAUGAUGGAUGUGCUACAGGUGAAGAUCAAAUGACAUGCUCUAUGAACAAAGGUUUUUUUUUUUAAAUUUAAUUAUUUUAUGUAUUUAUUUUUGGCUGCGUUGGGUCAUCGUUGCUGCAUGCGGGCUUUCUCUAGUUGCCGUGAGAGGGGGCUGCUCUUCGUUGUGGUACACGGUCUUCUCAUUGCGGUGGCUUCUCUUGUUGCGGAGCACGAACUCCAGGCGCGCAGGCUUCAGCAGUUGUGGCUCGUGAGCUCUAGAGCGCAGGCCCAGUAGUUGUGGCGCACGGGCCUAGUUGCUCCGCGGCAUGUGGGAUCUUCCCGGACCAGGGCUCGAACCCAUUUCCCCUACAUUGGCAGGCAGAUUCUUAACCACUGCACCACCAGGGAAGCCCUGAGCAAAGGUUUUUCAGCAAAUUAAUUAAAGAAAAGUGGUGAGAGAAUUGAUUCUUCCCUACAGCACAAAGUAGCGUGAAUGACAAAAUCAAAAGAACCUGUGCAGUCGUAGGCCAGAACUGUGUUUAUCUGCUAAGUGGCUAUUUAGUUUGGCAAAAUUUGAAUUUCAUUGGUUUUCAGUUUUGUUUAUGUUUAAUUUCUAUUCAUUCUUUCAUCAAAUAUUUAUUCUUUGGCUUUUAUGAUUAUGUAAGAGCUUUAGGAGAGAGAUUACUCCUAGUUUUGUGUAUAAAUGUAUUUAAGAAACAAUACAAUAAUUUAAAUCCAUCGUAGGGGUCUGCAAGAAUGGUUUUCUUUAAAAAAAAAAAUACAUCACUCAAUUUUUAGCAACACUGACUUAGAUAUUCAUCGUCCUCUAUCCCCUUACAGCUUAGACUUAGCAAAUAAAGCUCUAUUAUAAAGCUAAAGGCAUAGCCGAUUGUGUAGACACAGGUGGUGCUGCCCUAGCUAUGAAGGCCCAUUGCUUUAUUGAUCUCUGGCAUUUGUUUUCAGCUUAUAGGAACUCCACCUGGGGCCUUGAAACAAAACCUUUUGUCUCCUUGACAAAUUAUUACCAAUUUCUAAAAGAAUAAUACUAAGAAGAUAAACCCACCAAGAAUGUAUUUAAAGGACCAGGCAGCUGCUGAGCCCCAACACGUUUUUUAAUCUAUUUUUUAUUUUUGGCUGCGUUGGAUCUUCGUUGCUUCGCGUGGGCUUUCUCUAGUUGCGGCGAGCAGGGGCUACUCUUCGUCGCGGUGCGCGGGCUUCUCAUUGCGGUGGCUUCUCUCCUCGCAGAGCUCGGGCUCAAGGCAGGCGGGCUUCAGUAGCUGUGUGAGCCUCGACACUUUUCAUGCUCACAGCGCACAGAGAAAAUGUUCUUCAAGGGAAGAACCUGGCUUUGGUUAUACACAGGUAUCAUUCUAGGAAGUGAGCUGGAUAGCCCAGAGCAACACGGAGAACGUAAUUGUUAUCAGCUUAACAGGUUCCGUUGCAGCUUUCCGGAAGCAGAAGAAUACUGUCGUGCUCAGAGAGUACACCCUGCUUUCACUUGGAACCAGGAGGUUCAAGACCUCCUCCGGGACUUUCUGGAAGAAGGAAAGAAGUGGUGGGUUGGGGAAAAUUUAACGCUGCUGGGAAAACAUCAAGAGAAAAACAACCCAACAGAUGUCACAGCCCACUGGGCCCCCGCGCCCACCUGCAUUUACCUGUUCCAAAACCCCAGUCGGAUCUCGUCAAAAGUGGACUUGUGCUCACUGGGGCAUUAGUUCAUUUGCCAGGCUGAUGCCUUUUCAGACCAAGAUGCCAGUUAUGAAAGAAAUGGGAAUAAUUCUCAUUCACAUAGGAAACCCAAGAGGACAAAAAGAAGUCACAAUACCGAGAAACAAAAUGACCUCAGUACGCAGGCCUCUCACUGUUGUGGCCUCUCCCGUUGCGGAGCACAGGCUCCGGACGCACAGGCUCAGUGGCCAUGGCUCACGGACCCAGUCGCUCCGCGGCAUGUGGGAUCCUCCCGGACCGUGGCACGAACCCGUGUCCCCUGCAUCGGCAGGCGGACUCUCAACCACUGCGCCACCAGGGAAGCCCCAACCAACAUUCUUAAAAUGUUGCCAGAAGGAAGGAAAACAAAGUCCAAGACCCCACGCCAUUCCAUCAGCCCAUUUCCUUCAAUACCACCUGGAGUCACACAGCAGGGAGUAUCAGUCAUGCCUGUACCUACCAGCCAGCCUCUCCCUGUGCCACCAGAGCUCACCAGGCCUGGAUCUGUAACACAUGCUGGAAAAGCUCCGAUAGAAAUAACUUCAAGCCCCAAAGAGGACUCACAUCCAGGUGUCUUCACCACUCAUCCACAAGCAUCAUUUCAGAACACAUCUGAUCAGGUCAUAGAUGAGGUAACAAGGAACUUUAGCAAAGCAAUUCUCAGUCUGCAAGCUCACGAAAAACUACAGAAAGCUUGUGAAGUCCUCGAGAAACUGGCAGCCUUUAUCCCAGGCUUUUCUGAGUCAGCUCAGGUGGGUGUCAUUGAUGCACUUAUUGACCUGAAUGAGCAGCUACUGCAGAGCCCAUUUCCGACCAGCAGCAACCUGGGCUCCAGAAUGCCUGUGACUGUCUGCCUCUUUCACUCCCUCAACAACAUAACGAAAACUAGUGAAGCAAGUCGGCAAAGACCCAAGGACGACACUGAGCAGGUAGAAAAUCCACUGAAAAUGUCCCUGCUGAGCCUCAGGCGGAUCCAGGAAGCAUUUCUACAGCAGAAUUGGCGUUCUGAGUCCGCAGGGACUCUGACCUCUUUCGCUGCUACCCUGUUGCUGAGCAGGCAAAACAUAUCAACUUUGCCUCUGAGCUCUUACACCUUCGGUUCCCCAGCACCUGUGAGGUUAGGCGUUCCAUCAGCGUCAGUCUUGGAGCAGCUCUUGAAUAAACACCCAGGAGUUAACAUCCAAGUGAUAACAGGACUAGCUUUCAAUCCCUUCAGAGAUUUUGAUGACAUGUUUGUUGGAAGCAUCGGAAGUGUGUUACUAAGCUCUAAUCAUAAAUUGCUCCAAGUCCAUGAUUUAAUGGAAGAUAUCAGUAUCGUGCUAUGGAGAAACGCGAGCACGGGCACCCAUCCCACCAGCCUCAACGUGAGUGCAGACUAUUUUACUAUCCCAGUGAAUGUCACUUCCCUGGAGAAAUCCCUCAUAGUGUGCGUGGAGCCUGAAAGCCCCCUUUCAGUGACGCUCUACCUGGGGUUCCAGCACCAGCCUAACCACACACACUUCCACCUGAACCUCUCCCUGCCAAAGGACAAGGUGUCACAGAAAGAUGAGCAAUACACAUGGGUGCUGACUCCAGAGAGCCUGCAGUACGGGGUUGGCACCUACUACAUAACAGCCCUGUUGAAUAGAAGCAAGGAGGGUGCCCAGCAGACGCCCGCCCUGUUCUCGGUGGUCACUGCUGUCACCCAGUGUUAUUUCUGGGCCAGCGGCAACAGCACGUGGGGAGCAGAGGAUGCCAGGUCAGAAGCUGCCCACUUCUGCCUCUCUCCCACCUCAGCCGGCAGUAAACUCAGUGCUCUGUCAUCUCAUUUGGGGCGGUCCAGAAAGAAAAAGCAUUGGAAGGGAAAUAAAUCAGCCUGGUUAAAAGGAGGAGGCGUGUGUGUGGUGGUGUUGACAGAGACAUCCUUUUUCACAUUUCCUUGUGCACAUGUGCAAAAUUCCCCCAGAUAUACAUUCAGAACUGGAAUCACAGGAUUCAAGGUGUUUUGCUUCUUCAGUCUUACUAGAUGUUGCCAAGCUGCUGUGCCCAUCAGUUGUCCCAGUUUACACCAGCAGAGAAUAAGCGAUCAGACCUUGUUUCCCAAAUCUAAAUGCCUAUGUUUGUUUUACAUGUGUCCCUUCCUUAGCACGCCAGUUAGAAUCGCUGUCUUGGCUAUUAUUCCAGGUUGGGCCACAGAGAGCCCACUUUUCAGGACACAGUGUCUGUGUAACCACCUGACCUACUUUGGCGGCGAUUUCUUCAUUGUGCCUCAGACAGUGAAUGUGGAAGACACAGUUGAGCUGUUCCUUCGCCUGACCAGCAACACCGUCGGGGUGUCCCUGCUGGCCAGCCUUAUUGGAGUCUAUAUGCUCAUAUUUGUGUGGGCUUGGAGAAAGGACCGAGCAGAUAUGCAGAAGGUGGUUAUCACCCUUUAUGGAUCAGAGGGGCAGAGCAAGCCCCAUCAUCUUUGUGAUUCCCAGAAAGCAGUCUUUGAACGAGGGGGACUGGAUGUCUUCCUGCCGGGCACUCUGUCUUCUCUGCGGGAAUUACACAGCCUGCAGCUCUGGCAUGACAGUUCUGGCAUCAGCCCUUCUUGGUAUAUAGGUAUGUAAAUUGUCACUGACAUGGCAGAUAAAAGGAAAUGGCAUUUCCUGUGCAAUUGUUGGCUGGCCAUGGACCUUGGAGACUGUGAGCGUGACUGGAUCUUCAUACCAGUCUCAAAGAAGAAGCUCUUUUCCUUUAGACACCUGUUCUCCUUCAUGAUUGUAGAAAAUUUCACCCAGGAUUGUCUGUGGCUCUCGGUCACAACUUGACAUCCCUGGACAAGAUUUACAAGAGUCCAGCGGCUCACCUGCUGCAUGACCCUCCUUCUCUGCAACAUGGUCACCUAUGUCAUGUUCUAGAAGAUGAACGGCACCACCACCAAGAGACAUGAGCAAGCUGUGGUGGGCCCAUUUGCCGUGACCUGGUCUCAACUGCUCAUCAGCAUCCAAACUGCUGUCAUCCUUUUCCCCGUCAGUCUUGGGAUUGGGCGGCUUUUCCCGUUGAUUCAACCACAGGAACCUCUACCUCUCUUUCCUCCCAUCCAGGCCUCCUGCCUCUCAGAUGCUUCUUUUGAGCCUCUCUCUCUCUCUCUCACAGAGAUAGUUGAGGAAUUAAAGGAAACUGUGGGAUUCCUGCUCAGAAGAAAUACGUACCUCUCUGAGUGUGAACAGUCUUCAUGGAGUCUUUCUUACAACAUUAACCAGCUGGUGAAGCUUUUAUCCAGCCUCGUCUGUUCUUACUUAGAGGGUCAAGGCCAGCGGGCAGGACCCUACUGGGCAAAUGUGGUUCCUGAAAACCACCAUCAUUUUCACAGUUACCUGCUCAGAGUUCUGCGGAGGCUCCAAGCUCACUUAGACACACUGGGUCCCGCCCAGGCCCAUCAGCCUUGUGACUUCCUAGAUGCAGUCAGCCAACUGCAAGAACUUCAGGAACUGUUGGAAAUGCGUGUUCUUCCCAUAGAGCAAGGGCCAUCCAGGUAAUGCAUCCCCUUCCCCAUCCUGGGCCCAGACGGGAAGCAGCCCGUCUCUAAUGGCCGGCUCAGAUGGUUGACUUACUUCUGCUGGCUCCUUCUGGGUGUCACUAGCCUGGCCUCAGCCUUUUUUACAGCACUUUACAGCCUGGAACUGAACAAAGACCAAGCCACCAGCUGGGUUAUUUCGAUUUUAUCAUUGCUUCAGAACACCUUCAUCACCAGUAAAGUGGUUAAGAAUCCGCCUGCCAGUGCAGGGGACACGAGUUUGAGCCCUGGUCCGGGAAGAUCCCACAUGUCGUGGAGCGUGAUCUUCCUCACAUUGUUUUACUCACUGCUGCUGAACAGGAUGCUGUGGCUUCACAAAGAGAAGGAACAUCAGACCAAGAGGAUCUUGGCAGUCUUGGCAAGAUGUCCUUCAUCAUUACCCGGUUCAAGAGAUGAAAACAACCCCAUCUACAUAGCCCCAGCUAUGAAUGGUCCAGUUAAGCGCCCAGAAAGAACCUUGAAAGAGAAGAAAUUCUUCAAGUUGACAGGAGAUAUUUUGGUACAAAUACUUUUCCUUAUCCCGUUGAUGACUGCAGUCUACUCAGCACACAACUCCAGUAGAUUUUACCUCCGUCAAGCUAUCCACAAGAGCUUUCCUUACCGCUUCUCAGAGAUCAAACUUCUUAAGCAUUUCUACCCCUGGGCCAGUAGCACCCUCCUUCCUAACCUGUACAGCAAUUACAGAGGUAAGAACACAGUCCUGGGGCCCACCUGCAAAUGGGAGGUGCAGUUGGUUUUCCAAACACCCCUGCAGUAACCCAUUAGAACACUGGAGAAAGGUCCGCUGGCUUUUUCAAAAUGACUGCACCUCUGUGGGCACCCAAAGGUCCACUCCCAGGGCCCCAUCUAAGCAGGUUCAGGUUUAUGUCUGUUCACCCAAGGGUGAUCAGGCCCAUGAAGGCUGAUUCCCACUGAUGAGUUUCACAAGAGGCUGAUAAACAAAAUUGAGAAUUUAUUCACUAACAACAUGAAAAGUAACUGGAGUGAUCCCUGGGACUGGUUGCCUCCUUGUGAAGGAGGGAACCGCAUAUGUGGCAGCCCUGUGUCAAGCAAAUUCAUUGGCGCCACUUCUCCAACAGCAUUUGCUCACUUCGUGUCUCUGUGUCACAUUUGGUUUAACCUGCUGUUUGGAUGGAGCAUCUCUGACUACCGAACUUUUCUCAGUUCACCAGUGACUGUUGUUGGUCUCCUGAUGGGAAUCUCUCAUCACAAGGAGGUUAUUGCUUUAAACCCAGUCCUGGGCUCCCUUCUUAUCCUCCUAACCAGUGUCGUUUUGAUGGUACUUGUGAUCAUUAACCUUUUUGUUUCUGCCAUUUUAAUGGCCUUUGGUAAAGAAAGAAAGUCCUUUAAGACUCAGAAAGAAGCUGCACUGAUGGAUAUGCUGCUACUGAAGCUCUCAAGUUUGUUAGGAAAACAGCGGCACCAGAACACAUGGUUAACACUGCAAGAGUGGUGCAGGAUAAACCAGCUCUGCUGCCAAACAAACACCAAGUAACAUCAUUCAUGUUCCAGGAUGACUGUGGGAAAUAUGAGUCAGA